AGUAUGCCCCUUUCUGGUACGUCAUGACUAUUCAACCUCUCCAAUUAAAUCGUCUAACAAACGUACGUACCUGUAAUCCUCCGACUCGGCUACCGAUUCCAACCUCACCGGAAGUCUGACAAACUCAUCUCGGAUCAGAAGAUCUCAUUCCCAGCAUCAGUAUUAUAUCGACAAACCCUAAUCUUCAUCGAUUAUUGGCCUCUCAGCACGAGCUGAACACGAGACAACGUCCUUUGACUCUUAUCGUUUUCAGAUCUGCAUAGAAUUGGUUUGUAGUUUGAACAUUAUAUAGGGUUUGGUUGAUCAAUGGCGUCGAGGAACAGAACGUUCUUGUAUAGAAAGUACCGAGAUUCAUUGAAGAGCGUGCGUUCGCCGACAAAUUCUUCGCCGUCAUUUUCAUCUCCGAAUUCGAGGUCCGGUGGUCCCGUCAUCGAAUUGGCAACCUCUUCGCUCCUUCAUCCGAAUCGGUCUUAUGCUCCCCUCAGUACUGAGGAUCCUGGAAGUUCCAGUAGAGGUGCACUUACGGUGGGUCUACCUCCAUCUUGGGUUGAUGUAUCUGAAGAAAUAGCAGCAGAUGUGCAAUUUGUGAGGGCAAAAAUGGUAGAGCUAUCAAAGUCUCAUGCCAAGGCUUUAAUGCCCUCGUUUGGGGAUGGUAAAGAAGAUCAACACAGUAUUGAGGCUCUUACACAUGAUAUAACUGCUCUGUUGAAAAAAUCGGAGAAGAGAUUACGAAAACUCUCCACUGCUGGGCCAUCUGAGGAUUCUAAUAUUAGAAAAAAUGUGCAGCGUUCUCUUGCCAUCGACCUUCAAAACCUCUCCGUGGAACUCCGCAAGAAACAGUCAACUUAUUUGAAGCGUCUACGGCAACAAAAGGAGGGUCCUACUCCUGAUGGGGUUGACUUGGAAAUGAACUUAAAUGGAAAUAUUUUGAGAAGCGAGGAUGAUGACUUGGACGACAUGGGGUUUAACGAGCAUCAGAUGGCCAGACUAAAGAAAAGCGAGGCAUUCACAGUGGAAAGGGAAAGAGAGAUACAGCAGGUUGUAGAAUCAGUGAAUGAACUUGCUCAAAUUAUGAAGGAUCUAUCAGUCCUUGUGAUUGACCAGGGCACUAUUGUUGACAGGAUAGAUUACAACAUUCAGAACGUCGCAGCAUCAGUGGAGGAGGGCUUCAAACAGCUUCAGAAGGCGGAGAGAACGCAGAAACGAGGGGGGAUGGUGAUGUGUGCUACAGUGCUCGUUAUCAUGUGUUUCGUCAUGUUGGUCCUCCUCAUUCUCAAGACUAUACUUUUCUGAUCUGCUAACAAUAACACAGUGAUCUUCUUCUUGUGACCCUACCCUGCAGCACACUGAGGCAAUCUGAUUUGUGAUGCCCAAUGGAAUAUUGGGAAUUUGAAUUAUCAUAAUUAAUCAUUCUUUGUUUUAUACGGUUUUUGUUUCUUUUUUUUUUUUUCUUCUUUUGUAGGGGAAAGGAGGAUUUGUAUUAUUCAAGUGACUAGUAGUAGUGUACAUGUUAGAGCAUUUAUUGUUAUCUUAACUCCCAUUUUUUGAGACUAGAUGAGUUGAAAUUCUGUGUUUAUAUCGAUUAUUUCUUGAAAUAAUCGAUACAUGUACAUAAAAUUUAAUUGCAUAUUUAAAAAAGAAUGGCUAUGCUAUGUCAUUGGGAUUUUGGUUGUUUUA
This is a messenger RNA of Cornus florida, 1677 nucleotides long. Its product is annotated as syntaxin-43-like. Gene Ontology annotation, biological process: vesicle-mediated transport; intracellular protein transport; vesicle fusion. Lineage: Eukaryota; Viridiplantae; Streptophyta; Magnoliopsida; Cornales; Cornaceae. Gene Ontology annotation, molecular function: SNAP receptor activity; SNARE binding. The record is from RefSeq and is a predicted model, not a curated record. Gene Ontology annotation, cellular component: SNARE complex; endomembrane system; membrane. Bases 307 to 1293 code for a protein of 328 amino acids. The transcript has 8 exons.